AUGGGUAGGCGUAAGAGGCUAUGCAUCACCUCAAUUGAUAUCCCUAUUGACAGUGAGAUACAUGAUCAAAGUUCUGAGUUUUCUAAAACUGAUAUCCCUACUGAAGGAGACCAAUCAGAUCAUCCACAAACUACUGAAGGAGGCCAGUCUACUGCUGAAGAACACAACUCUACUGAAGGAGGUCAAUCAGGAGAUGAAGGAAAUGAACUCGUACAAUAUCUUGGGACCCUUGUGAGGAUGGCUAAUCAUGUCGGAAUAGAUUAUGAUGAUUGGAGGAAGAUCCCUAUACAGAAGAAAGAAGAUAUGUAUUCUAUGGUUAAGGCCAAGUUUGUUAUUCAUCCGGUUGAAACAAGUGAAAUCAAGAAAUGGAUCCUUUUUAGCAUGGGGAAAAAGUGGAGGACUUGGAAAGGUUCACUAAAAGCACGUGCAUAUGAUUCAAGUCUUACAAUCGAUCAAAUUGUGGCACAACAAACUGAGAAAGAUAACAGGGUGAACCCAACUCAGUUUAAAAAACUUGUUACUCAUUGGUUUACUCCAGAAUAUCAGAGCAUGUGUGAUUUGAGGAGAAAGAGCCGUGCAAAGAUGGAAGAGCCCCAUGUUUCUGGGACAAAAUCAUUUGCUCGACUUGCUCACGAAGAGACUUCCCUACAAGCCAUUGCAAGUGAUUCCUCAAAUACCCAAGGAUCAAAUACCCUAGGAUCUGUAGAUGAUUUUUCAAAUGAUGACUACUCUAAGUUAAAGGUCCUGAAAAAAGAGGGUAUAUCAGAUGUGUUGGAAGGAUACCUACCGUAA
This is a messenger RNA of Lactuca saligna, 792 nucleotides long. NCBI's taxonomy places the organism in Eukaryota, Viridiplantae, Streptophyta, Magnoliopsida, Asterales, Asteraceae. The record is from the annotation of a GenBank genome assembly.